GUUCUGUAACUUUGUAUUAAAACUUUCGGCAGAGUUUCGUCCUUUAGAUAACUGGACAGAGCAGCAGCCAGGAACGUCUUGAGCUCUCCGCGUGCCCUCGGUGCCAACCCAGCCAGACAUGCCCUCCGACUACAUGACGCCCUUCAUGGCGUUAGACGACAACUUUUGCAAGAACUUCUUAAACUUGAAGCUCACGGAGGCUGAACAGCAGGUGACCCCAAAGCCAGUGGGCUUCCAGCGACGUCACUCCACCUCUCCAGUCACCCUGGCCAACUCCAAGUUCAACAGUGGGAGUGCUGACCACCUGAACGAGCCGUCCUGCUGGUCAAUGCAGGGCAAUGUGCAUCGCUGGACGCAGGAGCCCCGACAGCAGCUCCCCCGGUCCUGCCUGAACCACAUCCCCUUCCGAGUGGACCGUUCGGUCAGCAUGAUCGAGAACCAGGUUGGCAGUUUCAGCAACACAGGCCAGGUGGCACCCACCACCCUGGCGCCCCCUCCCGGGCUGUCCGUCAGUACCAGUUCUUUGGGGUCCAGCUCGCCUAAAUCCGCCAGCCCCAUCACGGCCAGCAUGUCGUCCCGUUACAAGACAGAGCUGUGCCGCACCUUUGAGGAAAGCGGCGCCUGCAAAUACGGUGCCAAGUGCCAGUUUGCCCACGGCCUUGAGGAGCUGCGGGGCCUGAGCCGCCACCCCAAGUACAAGACGGAACCGUGCCGCACCUUCCACACCAUCGGCUUCUGCCCCUACGGCGCCCGCUGCCACUUCAUCCACAACGCCGAGGAGCAGCGCCCGCGUCCAGCCCUGCCCUCUCAGCCCAGAGAGCGGCCGCUGCUCAUGCGCCAGAGCGUCAGCUUCGCCGGCUUCACGUCCUCGUCCCUCUCUGGCUUCCAGAACUUGCAGGAGCCCCUGACCUUCUCCCGUGCGUCUUCUGUGUCACCCCCUCCGUCCACCAGCAGUCCCGAGAUGCUCUCACCUGUCUUCCCCGAGCCGGGCACCCUGAAGCACGGGUUCGGCCUCUGCGGGGACCUGAGCGACGAGCGGGCUCACUUGGGCUCCGGGUGCCGCUGCUGCCCACCACCUCCAACCUACCGGAGUGCCUUCGCCUUGGGUGGUCUGCUGCAGAGGAGCACCUCGGCCGACUCGCUGUCCGACCAGGAGGGCUACACCAGCUCCAGCAGCCUGAGUGGCUCCGAGUCACCCAGUUUUGAGGGGCGCCGGCUGCCCAUCUUCAGCAGGCUGUCAGUGUCGGAUGACUGAGCUGCCCGUGUUGGGCAGGAAAGCCCUUUUCUGGAAUUUUCUGUGCCUGCCCCUGCCCUUUCCAAGCCUUGAACAGAAGGGCAGCUGGCCCCACUGGACGGCCACACUGGAGGGGGCCUGUUUUAGGAGUGCGGGUCGUGGUGGCCCGUCCACCUGGAAUGUGAUUUGUAGUCUCGUUUCGAUGCUGAAAUGUGUGAAGCUUUAGACGAGGACGGGCCGAGGUGCCACCCUGGAGUCGACAUCUGGGGGGGGGGCCCUGCCCAUCAUCCUCCAGUGCUUAUUUAUUUUGAAUGUCGUUCCCCAAGUGCGUCCGACUGUAGCUUUAUCGCCGAUUGUGUGACAAUGAAAGGCUUUACGGGUGACUGCGCCCCAUCCGGGCGCUCCGCAGGGUCACCUGGCAUUCCCAAAUCUUCCAAUGGAUUGAAUGAAACGCCAAAGUUUGGUGCGAAUUGACGGGCACUGGUGUGCCUCAGCUGACCACAUUGGUCACCCUGGAGAGAAUGUGACACGCCGGAGAGCUUUUGUGUUCUUGUUAACUUAACGGACUUUUUAUUUAUUCUUCCUCGGAUUGCUGGCCUCGAGUUUUGCUUUUCCUUUUUUAUUUAAAGUCGUUGUUUACAGUUCCAUGUUUUUUAUCCUAAUAUAUUUUAUUUUGUCAACCUUUUGUUUUGUUAAUAAAAUUUGAAUUUCCAAA
Molecule: messenger RNA, 1949 nt
Organism: Erpetoichthys calabaricus (reedfish)
Lineage: Eukaryota; Metazoa; Chordata; Cladistia; Polypteriformes; Polypteridae
Product: mRNA decay activator protein ZFP36L1
Exons: 2
Coding region: 119-1255 (378 amino acids)
Molecular function (GO): metal ion binding; mRNA binding
Source: RefSeq, a predicted model, not a curated record